GCACUUUCCCCUCGCGAAAAAGGCAAUAGGAAGGACGGAUAGAGAGCCCGGCAAAACAAAACGAAAUCCCUGCAAAACCCUAGAGACGAUCCACCUAGAACACGGCCACGAUGAUGCAGAUGCUGGGGCUCCGUGGCUCCGCGUCCAAGGAGCGGGACCGGAGCCACCGUGGUGACGCUUUGCCGGCGUCGCCAUCAGCUGCGACCCCGGGAUCGCCGUGGACACCGUCGUCCGCCUCCUCGCCGCGGUCGCCUUUCGCGGGCGGAGGGGGAGGGGGCCGGCCGCUGCGGUUGGUGUACUGCGAUGAGCGGGGCAAGUUCCGGAUGGACCCGGAGGCGUUGUCGGUGCUACAGCUUGUCAAGGGUCCUGUCGGGGUCGUCUCCGUCUGUGGCCGCGCGCGCCAGGGCAAGAGCUUCAUCCUUAACCAGCUUCUAGGAAGGAGCAGUGGCUUUCAAGUAGCAAGUACACAUCGUCCCUGCACCAAGGGCCUUUGGAUGUGGAGUUCGCCGAUAAAAAGAACUGCACUUGAUGGAACUGAAUAUAGUCUUCUAUUACUUGACACCGAGGGCAUUGAUGCCUAUGAUCAAACAGGCACUUACAGCAUACAGAUAUUCUCCCUGGCAGUCCUACUUUCGAGUAUGUUUAUAUAUAAUCAGAUGGGUGGUAUAGAUGAGGCUGCUCUUGAUCGCCUUUCACUUGUUACUGAAAUGACCAAACAUAUCAGAGUAAGGGCAAAUGGUGGGAGGUCUACUGCAUCUGAGCUUGGGCAGUUUUCACCCAUCUUCACCUGGCUACUGAGGGAUUUCUAUCUUGAUUUAGUUGAAAACGAUAGGAAGAUAACUCCACGAGAUUACCUUGAAAUUGCUCUGAAGCCUCUUGAAGGCAGAGGGAAAGAUUUAUCUUCAAAGAAUGAGAUCCGUGAGUCCAUUCGUGCCCUUUUUCCUGAUAGAGAAUGUUUCACGCUAGUGCGCCCAUUGAACAACGAGAACGAACUUCAACGGCUUGAUCAAAUCCCUCUAGAGAAAUUGCGUCCAGAAUUUCAAUCAGGACUGGAUGAGUUAACAAAGUUUAUAUUUGCGAGGACAAGGCCUAAGCAGGUUGCUGGUACAGUCAUGACAGGACCUGUACUAGCUGGUGUUACACAGUCUUUUCUGGAUGCAAUUAACAAUGGAGCUGUACCUACUAUAUCAUCCUCUUGGCAGAGUGUUGAAGAAGCAGAAUGUCACAGGGCAUAUGAUUUGGCUGUUGAGGUCUACAUGUCAUCUUUCAACCGCAGUAAGCUAGCUGAAGAAGAUGCUUUAAGGGAUGCACAUGACACUGCAUUAAGGAAAGCACUCGAUGCUUACAAUACUGCAGCCGUUGGAACUGGUACUUCACGAAUACAGUACGAGAAAGUUCUCAACAACUUCUGCAGAAAAACAUUUCAGGACUACAAGAGGAAUGCUUUUCUAGAGGCCGACAAGCAGUGCUCAGAUGCAGUACACAACAUGGAGAAGAAACUCCGAGCAGCAUGUUCUGCUCCCGGAGCCAAAGUUGCUUGUAUGAUACAGGUUCUGGAAACUUUACUAAGGGAAUAUGAAUCUUCUUGUUCUGGCCCAGGCAAAUGGAGAAUACUUGCAGCCUUUUUAAGACAGUGUUUGGAAGGGCCUAUAUUGGAUCUGUGUUUGAAGUUAAUAAAUGAAGCUGAAUCAGAGAGGACUUCCUUUGCACGAAGGUGUCAUUCAAACGAGGACCAACUGGAACUUCUAAAGAAGCAACUUGAAGCAAAUGAGGCCCACAAAUCUGAAUAUCUAAAACGGUAUGAAGCUGCUAUAAGUGAAAAACAAAGAGUUUCUGAUGAUCUUAGUGGUCAUCUUGCAAACUUGAGGACCAAGUGUAGCACAUUAGAGGAACGAUGCUUGAGUAUAUCUAAGGAACUUGACCUUGUACGACAUGAAUGCUCUGAUUGGAGAGCAAAGUAUGACCAAUCUGUUUCUCAGAAUAAAUCUGAACAAGGCAGAUUCGUUGCUCAACUAGCAUCUCUUGAGUCUAGAUAUAGCUCUGCGGAGGGUAAGUUGGAAGCAGCUCGUGAACAAGCAGCUUCUGCUCAAGACGAGGCUGCCGAAUGGAGGCGUAAAUAUGAAUCAGCUGCUGCGCAAGCCAAAACUGCACUGGAGAGAUUAGCAUCAGUGCAAGAACAAAUUAACAAAAUUGCACAAGAAAGGGAAAGUGCUAUAAGGGCUGAAUUUGCUGCACAUUUGGAGGAAAAGGAUGAGGAAAUGAAGAGAAUAAUAGCAAGGAUUAGACACGCAGAGAGUGAAGAAAGUGUGUUGGUCGAGCGCUUGCAGGCAGCGGAAUCCAGGACAAAAAGCCAAAGCAAGGAAACUGUAGUCCUGAAGAAUGAAAUUAAAGAGCUAACAAGCAAAUUAGAAUUUCUAAGAGAUAGGGCGUUGUCAUAUGAAAAGCAAGCUAGAAUGCUUGAACAAGAAAAGAACCAUCUUCAAGAAAAAUUCUUAUCUGAAUGCAAGAAAUAUGAUGAGAUAGAAGAAAGAUAUAAAGCUGCAGAAAAGGAUGCAAUUAAAGCUACCGAGUUGGCUAAGGUAGCUCAAACCGAGUCCAUUGCAGCUCAGAAAGAAAAGGAUGAAACACAGUGUCUAUCAAUUGAAAAAUUAGCAGUGAUUGAAAGAAUUCAAAGGCAAGUUGAUAGGCUGGAGCAGGAGAAAGUAAAACUAGUAGAUGAAGUGCAGAGGAUGCGUAAAUCCGAAACAGAUGCCUUGUCAAAGGUUGCCUUACUUGAGAGUAGAGUUGAUGAGAGAGAGAAAGAAAUUGAUGAUUUGUUGAGUCGAAGCAAUGAACAGAGAUCCAGUACUGUGCAUGUCCUUGAGAGUCUUUUGGCAAAUGAACGUGCUGCUAAGGCUGAAGCGAAUAAGCGUGCAGAGGCCUUAUCUCUACAGCUACAAUCUACGCAAAGUAAAUUAGAUGUACUCCACCAGGAGUUGACAUCAAUUCGUAUUGUUGAAACUGGUCUCGAUAGCAAGCUCCGAAGCACUACGUAUGGAAAAAGGAUGAGACAGAAUGAAGUAGGCACUGAGUCCGUCCAAGAUAUGGACAUCGAUCAACCGGAGAGGAGCAGAAAGAGAUCCAAAAGCAACACAAGCCUGUUAAAGCAUCUCCAGACUGAAGGCGGUGGUUCUGUUCAUAUGGGAGAAGAUAGUGUUUCAGUUAGCACAGACACAAGAGAUUGCACUCCGGAAGGUUAUAAAAAGUUCACCAUUCCAAAGUUAAAGGAUGAGCUCACUAAACAUGGAUUUGGGGCGCAGUUACUAGAGCUAAGGAGUCCUAACAAGAAGGAUAUACUUGCGCUUUAUAAGAAGCAUGUCCUAGGCCAGUAAACCUCGUCCUGAGUCUGCUCAAGUUCGUGUGCUUCGCCGUGUGAGUAGAUCUGAUUUGUGGUGUGCAUUUCUCCUGACUUGUAUCGAGUAGUUUGACAUGCAGAUUCGUAUUUAAAGAAGAGAUGCGUGGUUUGUUCGUUCGUUUGUGUUUUGGUGUACACAGAUGGUUGUUGGUUUGUGAGUCCUAGGCUUGUAUAUUUGCUAUCCGAAGUUUAUGUUUGUCUC
This is a messenger RNA of Brachypodium distachyon (stiff brome), 3596 nucleotides long. RefSeq names its product myosin-4. Gene Ontology annotation, molecular function: GTPase activity; GTP binding. The coding region runs from base 111 to 3371 and encodes 1086 amino acids. The transcript has 14 exons. Lineage: Eukaryota; Viridiplantae; Streptophyta; Magnoliopsida; Poales; Poaceae. The record is from RefSeq and is a predicted model, not a curated record.